This is a messenger RNA of Darwinula stevensoni, 693 nucleotides long. Lineage: Eukaryota; Metazoa; Arthropoda; Ostracoda; Podocopida; Darwinulidae. The record is from the annotation of a GenBank genome assembly.
CUCUUAUCUUGCUCCUUGCUCUGCAUGCUUGAUGGAAAAAAAAAACAGGAAAUGGAGACUUAAAACUAGUUUAAUCUCUUUUCCUAUCUUCCUUCCACUCACGAAUGCCAGUAUCAGUAUAAGAAUACUGGCUUUGUGGCCAAGUUAACCCCCCCCCCCACUAACCUCGGGCUCUUCAUCGUUCCGUGGAUGAUGACAGACUCUCAAUCACCAUUCACGACCUUAUGCAGAGCCAUGGUGCAGGAGCUGAUGGCGGGGUACGACAGAGGCCACCAGUCCACGAAGAAACAAGGUGUAAAGGAUGGACAUCCCCACACGGGAGACAAGACUGUCCCAGGUCUUAUCGCGAAGCACGGAUACCCCGUGGAGACACACACGGUGACGACAUCAGACGGAUACAUGCUAGACAUCCACCGGAUCCCCCAUGGUUCGAGCGGACCAGGCAAGAGACCCCGGAUCCCCGUCCUCAUCCAACACGGCCUCCUUUGCUCCUCAGCCGACUGGCUCGUCAGCGGACCCGGAAAGGCACUCGGUUUCAUUUUGGCGGAUGAAGGAUACGAUGUUUGGCUCGGAAAUGUGAGGGGAAAUAGGUACGGGCGACGCCAUCGCACCUUGUCCCCCCAAGACGAUGCUUUCUGGUCCUUCAGGUAUCGCAAUGCGGGAGUUGGGAGUGUUUCCUACAGGAGUCUAUAG